AUGUCUCAUAAUAGAAGCAGCGUCUUGUCGUUCGUGCCCACGUCGCGGGCAAAUAAUUUCCUACACACCCAUAAAACUAAUUCCGCUCACUCGACAAUACAAGUGGAGUUCAAGUGGUUUGAAACGAACAUCUCAUAUAAUGAGAAUUUUCUUCCCCACAACCACAAAUACCCACGCCACGGCGAAAUUUUGUCACUGUCCUCGGACAGGACACUACUGUCUUCCAACUCGGACUCCACGAAACACGAAAACAGUGGUCCAUGGAUGGAGUUUAUUCCCACGAAAAGGAUAAACUUGUAUAAGUUCGAUUUGCUCGAGCACCAUGAGGCCCGUAUGAUAUCAACAGUGCUCGAGCAACAUGACGAUUUCGAAAACAUUGUGAUGUCGAUUGACAUCAGUGCUCGAGCACGCAACACAACGCAAAACGGGGCCGCGCUCGAACGUCGUGAUGUUUCCCCUAGUUUAUAUUAUCUAUAUAGAGAUAUUUCGUAA
Paraglomus occultum is the source of this 492-nucleotide messenger RNA. Lineage: Eukaryota; Fungi; Glomeromycota; Glomeromycetes; Paraglomerales; Paraglomeraceae. The record is from the annotation of a GenBank genome assembly.